Messenger RNA from Balaenoptera acutorostrata (minke whale), 3032 nucleotides. RefSeq names its product heterogeneous nuclear ribonucleoprotein U (gene HNRNPU). Lineage: Eukaryota; Metazoa; Chordata; Mammalia; Artiodactyla; Balaenopteridae. Gene Ontology annotation, biological process: negative regulation of transcription by RNA polymerase II; negative regulation of telomere maintenance via telomerase; regulation of mitotic spindle assembly. Gene Ontology annotation, molecular function: poly(G) binding; promoter-specific chromatin binding; RNA polymerase II cis-regulatory region sequence-specific DNA binding. The coding region runs from base 237 to 2714 and encodes 825 amino acids. The transcript has 14 exons. Gene Ontology annotation, cellular component: membrane; inactive sex chromosome; kinetochore. The record is from RefSeq and is a predicted model, not a curated record.
GCGAGAGGACGUUGCGUGCUCGCUCGCGCCAGGCGAGUCUCCGCGUCUCCCUCGCGAACUCGGUGAAAGGAAUUGGCGCCGUUCGACACCAGGCGGAUCCGCUCUGCAGCAGGAACCCACCUCCAGCCGCAGCCGCAGCCGCCGCCCGGGCCGAGGAGCAGCCUCAGCCGCCGCCAGUGGCCGAGUGAGCGGAGCCGAGUUUGAGACAGCGCCUAGCGGUGAAUCGGGGCCUCACCAUGAGUUCCUCGCCUGUUAAUGUGAAAAAGCUGAAGGUCUCGGAGCUGAAGGAGGAGCUCAAAAAGCGGCGCCUGUCCGACAAGGGCCUCAAGGCCGAGCUCAUGGAGCGUCUCCAGGCCGCGCUGGACGACGAGGAGGCCGGGGGCCGCCCCGCCAUGGAGCCCGGGAACGGCAGCCUAGACCUGGGCGGGGAUUCCGCCGGGCGCUCGGGAGCAGGCCUCGAGCAGGAGGCCGCGGCAGGCGGCGAUGACGACGAGGAGGAAGAGGAGGAGGAGGAGGAAGGGAUAGCCGCCCUGGAUGGCGACCAGAUGGAGCUCGGGGAGGAGAACGGCGCCGCGGGGGCGGCCGACUCGGGCCCGAUGGAGGAGGAGGAGGCCGCCUCGGAGGACGAGAACGGCGACGACCAGGGCUUCCAGGAAGGGGAGGAUGAGCUCGGAGACGAGGAGGAAGCCGCGGGCGACGAGAACGGGCACGGGGAGCAGCAGCCUCAACCGCCGGCGGCGCCGCAGCAACAGCCCCAGCAGCAGCGCGGGGCCGCCAAGGAGGCCGCGGGGAAGAGCAGCGGCCCCACGUCGCUGUUCGCGGUGACGGUGGCGCCGCCCGGGGCGAGGCAGGGCCAGCAGCAGGCGGGAGGUAAGAAGAAGGCGGAAGGCGGCGGAGGCGGCGGUCGCCCCGGGGCUCCGGCGGCGGGAGACGGCAAAACAGAACAGAAAGGCGGAGAUAAAAAGAGAGGUGUUAAAAGACCUCGAGAAGAUCAUGGCCGUGGCUAUUUUGAGUACAUUGAAGAGAACAAGUAUAGCAGAGCCAAAUCUCCUCAGCCACCUGUUGAAGAAGAAGAUGAGCACUUCGACGACACAGUGGUUUGUCUUGAUACUUAUAAUUGUGAUCUACAUUUUAAAAUAUCAAGAGAUCGCCUCAGUGCUUCUUCCCUUACUAUGGAGAGUUUUGCUUUUCUUUGGGCUGGAGGAAGGGCAUCCUAUGGUGUGUCGAAAGGCAAAGUCUGUUUUGAGAUGAAGGUUACAGAGAAGAUCCCAGUAAGGCAUUUAUAUACAAAAGAUAUUGACAUACACGAAGUUCGGAUUGGCUGGUCACUAACCACAAGUGGAAUGUUGCUUGGUGAAGAAGAAUUUUCUUAUGGGUAUUCUCUAAAAGGAAUAAAAACAUGCAACUGUGAGACUGAAGAUUAUGGAGAGAAGUUUGAUGAAAAUGAUGUGAUUACAUGUUUUGUUAACUUUGAAAGUGAUGAAGUAGAACUCUCCUAUGCAAAGAAUGGACAAGAUCUUGGCAUUGCCUUCAAAAUCAGUAAGGAAGUUCUUGCUGGACGACCACUCUUCCCGCAUGUUCUGUGCCACAACUGUGCGGUUGAGUUUAAUUUUGGUCAGAAGGAAAAGCCAUAUUUUCCAAUACCUGAAGACUAUACUUUUAUCCAGAAUGUCCCCUUGGAGGAUCGAGUUAGAGGACCAAAGGGGCCUGAAGAGAAGAAAGAUUGUGAAGUGGUUAUGAUGAUUGGUUUGCCAGGAGCUGGAAAAACCACCUGGGUUACUAAACAUGCAGCAGAAAAUCCUGGUAAAUACAACAUUCUUGGAACAAACACCAUAAUGGAUAAAAUGAUGGUGGCAGGUUUUAAGAAGCAAAUGGCAGAUACUGGGAAACUAAACACGCUGUUGCAGAGAGCUCCACAGUGUCUUGGAAAGUUUAUUGAGAUUGCUGCCCGUAAGAAGCGAAAUUUCAUUUUGGAUCAGACAAAUGUGUCUGCUGCUGCCCAGAGGAGAAAAAUGUGCCUGUUUGCAGGCUUCCAACGAAAAGCUGUUGUAGUUUGCCCAAAAGAUGAAGACUAUAAGCAAAGAACACAGAAGAAAGCAGAAGUAGAGGGAAAAGACCUACCGGAACAUGCAGUCCUCAAAAUGAAAGGAAACUUUACUCUGCCAGAAGUAGCUGAGUGCUUUGAUGAAAUAACGUAUGUUGAGCUUCAGAAGGAGGAAGCCCAAAAACUUUUGGAGCAAUAUAAGGAAGAAAGCAAAAAAGCUCUUCCACCAGAAAAGAAACAGAACACAGGCUCAAAGAAGAGCAAUAAAAAUAAGAGUGGCAAGAACCAGUUUAACAGAGGUGGUGGCCAUAGAGGGCGCGGUGGAUUCAAUAUGCGUGGUGGAAAUUUCAGAGGAGGAGCUUCUGGGAAUCGUGGUGGAUAUAAUAGGAGGGGCAAUAUGCCACAGAGAGGUGGUGGCGGUGGCGGAAGUGGUGGAAUUGGCUAUCCAUAUCCUCGUGGCCCUGUUUUUCCCAGCCGAGGCGGUUAUUCAAACAGAGGGAAUUACAACAGAGGUGGAAUGCCUAACAGAGGGAACUACAACCAGAACUUCAGAGGACGAGGAAACAAUCGUGGCUACAAAAAUCAAUCUCAGGGCUACAACCAGUGGCAGCAGGGUCAAUUCUGGGGUCAGAAGCCAUGGAGUCAGCAUUAUCACCAAGGAUAUUAUUGAAUACCCAAAUAAAACGAACUGAUACAUAUUUCUCCAAAACCUUCACAAGAAGUCGACUGUUUUCUUUAGUAGGCUAACUUUUUAAACAUUCCACAAGAGGAAGUGCCUGCGGGUUCCUUUUUUAGAAGCUUUGUGGGUUGAUUUUUUUUUUUUUUCUUUUCUUUUUUGUACAUUUUUAAUUGCAGUUUUAAAGUGAAUCGUAAGAGAACCUCAGCAUUGUGCACGAUAAGAGAAUGUGUCAGUAUUUCAGGGUUCUACAUUUUAUCUGUAAAAUGUGACUUUUUUUUUAUCACAACAAAAGUAAAAUGUUGCUUUGUA